CACGAUCUUGGCUGAGAGCCGUUCCGUUCAGAACCCACAAUGCACCGCAGAUGAAGGGACUUCUCGGUUGGAAUGUCUGUUGCUGUCAGUGACUGGAGUGGAGCCGCGAGAAACUUUUGCUGGCAAUCCGUGACCACAUUGCAAAGCUUCGUAAUAAUACGACGGGUUCUGAGCUGCACGUGCCCCACCUGGGAGAAUGAACAGGGAUGAGAAGCCGGGCGGGAUGCUAAUUAAGUGCAGUAGCCCGGCCGACCUGAACCCCCCCUUCCGGGGAAUGGACUGGAGGAGGGCAGGAGCGGGGUUUCCCGAGCUGAUGCUGAACGGGCAGGAUUUCGCCCACCACACCUUGCUGGUAGACCGCGAGGAAGAUGAGGAAGAGGGUAUUGCCAGACGGUUUGUUCUGCCACGAGGCCUGGCCUCCAUGGAUGGACUGAUGGUGCGCAAGGAGACGGAUAACAUUAAACAGGAGUUCAAGCUGUCUGAUGCAGUGAUGCAGAUCAAAAAGGAAGGGGAAGAACUUACUGAUUUUCAGAAGAAGAAGAAAAUAAAACAGCACCCUCCUGCCAAGAUUGUCGGCAUGAAUGAAGACGGGUCGCUGGGCCUGCAGAGCGCAAGGCCUCAUGUGUGUGAACACUGCAGUGCCACCUUCCGAACCAACUAUCACCUGCAAAGGCAUGCCUUCAUCCACACAGGGGAGAAGCCAUUUCAGUGCAGUCAUUGCGAUAUGCGCUUCAUUCAGAAGUAUCUCCUUCAGAGGCACGAGAAGAUCCACACAGGUGAGAAACCCUACCGCUGCGAUGAGUGUGGGAUGAAGUUCAUCCAGAAAUACCACAUGGAGAGGCACAAGAGGACUCACAGUGGAGAGAAGCCCUAUCAGUGCAGUCACUGCCAACAGCUUUUCUCCAGGACAGAUCGGGUGCUGAAGCACCAGCGGCUGUGCCGUGAAAGCAGGAGGGCUGACGAGCUGCACGCUGGAGACGGGCUGGUGCUCAGCGGGCAGGGCCUCGGCUAUUCCUCACUCCCUGGGGAUCGCUCGCGGCCGAAGAAGCAAAGGCAUAAAGCUAACGACAAGCCCUGGCAUCCUGUAUGCCUCGAAGGGGGGGAGGGGAGAGAGGAGCCUGGACCGGGUAGCGGGGAGCGACCGUCGCCGUACUCGCGAGCGUCGAAGGUGAAGGACGAGUACGAGCCGGCUGAGUGUUCGGCGCAGCGCCGCGAUUCACCGGUCGGCAUCGGCCGCCUGGCGGAGGUUCCCGCUCCUGAGGCGAACGCCUCCCGCAACGACGUCCUGAAGACGCCCGCGAGCAGGAAGCGCCCGAGGAAGCCGGCCGGGCUGCGGGAGGACUCGUCUCCUACGUCCUCGUUUGAGGACGGGAAGGUCGCCAGGUACGCCUUCCAGCCGGCGGACAAGCCCGGAUUCCCGGGCCUGGAGAGUCACACGGACCUGGACCCCCGCCGGGGGGCGCUGAGCAAACCUCCGACGAGCAGCACCAACUACGACGACGCCGUGCAGUUCCUGAAGAAGAGGAGGUACCUGCAGGCGGGCGGUCCCAGCUCUAGCCGGGACGGCACCCUGAACGCGGGUAUCGCCGCGCAGACCUCCGGGAGCCGAUCCGCCGGAGCCAGCAUCGGCAACGAUGCGGCAACCGCCUGCACUUCGAAUUCUCACGCCGCGAAGACCGAGAUCAAGUCGACCCAGGACAAGAACAUCCUGACCGACGAGGUCUUUCAGACCCUCUUAGACCACUACUCCAACAAGGCCGGUGGGCAGCCAGAGGUCUCCUUCGGUGUGGACGACACAGAGGUGACCUCGCGCGUAUCAGUCCACUCAUCUGAUGUGUCUGCUGGCGGCCAUGUUGAGGCGCUGGGGAUGAGUGCCCAGGCGCCCCCUAGUGGAAAUGCCGGUGUGUUGCAGGAGUACUCCAAGUUCCUCCAGCAGACCCUGGAAAGGACGAGCCAGAAUGACAGUUAUUUGAACACACAGAGUCUUACCUGUGUUCCCAAAAGCCAGUCGCUUUCACACCAGCCUAAAUUCUCUGCCAUUGACACACAUUACACCUCCUCCAGUCGUUCUAGGUCAGGGAUGAACCCGUCUCUGAGCACGAGAAUGUCCUCAGAAAAAUCACACUUUGGGCUGCUUUUCGGGGACUCCCAGCAUUCCUUCUCAUUUUCCGGGGAGGAGACGAACCCAUCUUCAGUCUCCUCAACGGAGGACUUCCUCGAGCAGGUAACCCCUCCGAAAAAGUCCGACAGUCAGGUGACCGACUCACCUUUUCAGAUAGGCGCCUUUGAGCAGAACCUUCGAUCUCAGUUCCAGAGCUCUGGAUCUGCUGUGUCCUCCCUGUUUAGCUUCUCCAGUGGAGCAGUAAAUCUGCAUGGACACGAGAGUGGUACCGAUUUCUCAGAGUACCCUCUAGCCAGUGUGGCUGAUGGCAGAACUCCACCAACCUCAUCCCUGGAUUCUACAGGCAGCCAAAUGUAUAGUUGAUUUAUUAUUAAAAAAAAUUUUUUUUUUGAAACAUUUUAAUCAUUACAUAUCCUCUUUUAUGUCCAACAAAUCUUGGCUACAGAACAUUUGUUAUCCCUAAGUUCAGUGCAUUGCUGUUUAAAGUGUCUGUCCAGCACCUUUUAAUGGCUUCAAAUGAACAGGUUCACACACACAUUGUUUAUAGCGUAUUUGAAUUGUUAAAAUGGUUAUGGGACCCACCUAAAUGAUGAAAAAAAGAUUAAUAGAAGAAAUCAAUCUCAUUCAUAAGAUUGUAGCUGUUGCUGGGCUAGGAUGGUCCAGCUAGGAUAGCAUCUACGGUUGGCUCCUCGGUCAGCUUGCCAGAUUAAUGUACCAAAAAACACUUCCACCCCUUUACUUAUGAACUGCUACCCAAAGUAUCACCAUUUGCUUGUAACUGGGUAGGUAUGUGCAAACUGGCUAUGUGAGCUUUGAAAUACAAAUCAUAUUAAAAGCUGGACGGGUCUGCUAACUGGCUUUUCAGAAGGUGAGUUGUGGAGAUGCAAAAGAGCUACAAAGCAAAUGAGAGAUUUAGCCAUAGGUAGUCCUGACUGAUGGCUAACAAUGGUCUUGGCAUGUUUCAGCUUCAGACUAAUAGUGAUAACAUAGUCUAUUAACAUUCUGGAAAUGUAUUCAGUACAUAUGGACAUUUUGCUGGAUAGACACUUUAAGCCACUGCUAAGCUCUUUUCUUUUAUAUUUUCAGAAUUCAUCUGCAUUCAUCUGAGUUUUCAAUAACAAAAUGGGAAAAUAUCACGUUUAAGACUGUUUGCAGAGAAUUUGUUGGAUAAAAAUGAUUGAUUGUAUUUAUUGUAUGGGGAUGUGAAAGAUUAAAAAGGUUGGAGUUGAUUCGCUGCUGUUUGUAAAUCAAAACAUGAUACAAAUGAAACUAUUUCUUCCCUUAUUAAUGGCAUAACUGGUAGUCAUAUAACAAUUACUGGAAGAUACCACUUAGUCAGAUUGUUCAAUGAGCAGUUUGGUUGCCACAUAAACCAAACUGGUUUUCUUCACUGUUUUGUCUUGUUGGGGGGAAAACAAUUUCUCUUUGGACAAAAUUGUAGUAAGUUUAACUUUCUCCCACACAUCCUGUGUUACAGGCUUUUAUGUCAUGUGUCUACUUGCAUUUAGAAAGUUUUGUUUAUUUUUUAAUAACUAGAAAAAUAUAACGUAUUGACUUGCUUAAAACU
Messenger RNA from Anguilla anguilla (European eel), 3689 nucleotides. RefSeq names its product zinc finger protein 148-like. Lineage: Eukaryota; Metazoa; Chordata; Actinopteri; Anguilliformes; Anguillidae. The record is from RefSeq and is a predicted model, not a curated record. Bases 197 to 2485 code for a protein of 762 amino acids. The transcript has 7 exons. Gene Ontology annotation, molecular function: DNA-binding transcription factor activity, RNA polymerase II-specific; RNA polymerase II cis-regulatory region sequence-specific DNA binding. Gene Ontology annotation, biological process: regulation of transcription by RNA polymerase II.